AGCCUAAGGUAGGUACCUACUAUGUACCUAACCUAUUACAAGAAUCAUUAUCUCCAGGCUGUUUCCACUUUCAGAUCGUUCCUGCCCCGCCACAAGGCAAACAGCUUCCCCCGGAGAAGCUUCAAGCCUGAGGUUUCCACCCCAUAUGACGCCGACUGCCCAUUUACCUUUUACCCUUAUCAUUUACAACCCCAGAAAAUCGCAAAACCUUACACCAUCUUCCACCCAGAAAAUAAACCCCACACCAACAUCGAGGAUAGAGUUAUUCAAUAUCUUCUCGCCGUAAGAUUAUCUAUCUCAUUAAGACCACUCUAGUCUCGAGCGCUCGUCGUCAUGGACAAACUCGCUUCUACGCUUCUAGCGUUUCCGCCUGAAGCCAAUCUUUCCAAAGCCGCAAAAAGCGACAAUGUGAGAUACGAUGUCGAGGUUCGACAUCACGUUGGCAAGCUCUCUAAAAUCAUCAAGGACCAUAAAGCCGAUUUGAUAGCUUUUGGUCCCCAGUUCCUUGAGCUCCUCAACCCGGCCGUGAACUCGCUAUCUUACCUCGCCGUUCUUCAUACACUUAUUCUCCCCAGCAUCGCCGCUUCGGUUCCCCACGACAUUAUUCUAGAGAAGCUGGUCUUAUUCCUCAUGAAGUAUGAUGCGCAACAAUGUCGCUAUGCUAGAAACCACCUUCUAGAGGUAUUAUUCGUUGUAGGAAAUGGCCGAUGUCUACCACCUUCUGUUGCGGUUGAGGUGCUCGCGACAGCCAUCCUAAGACUAGACCCAACUGGUAGCAUGCUCACUUCCUCCCAUAUCCUACUCGCCAAGCUCGCCUACAAUACCAACAAUAUCGAUCCUGCCUUGCAAGUAAUCGACAAACAGAUUGUCUUCUUUCCUGGCAUGGCCAACUACACCGAACCCAGCCUCCUAUGCGACCUUACGCUAUCCCCUCCAGCCUACAUCAUGCGAGAAACUGGUCUUACAGGCCCAUUGAAAUCUUCCUCGGUCAUGGAAUAUGACUUGCUCUGUAGCAUGAUGUACUGUUCGAAGAGAGACUGGGCAAAGGCGUAUGCAGCCUUGGAGAGAGUUGUCGCCUAUCCCACUCGUGAGGGAGCUUGUAGCAAGAUAAUGGUUGAAGCCUAUAAUAAGUGGGUAUUAGUGAGCUUGCUACUCCACGGAAAGCUUGGUGAAUCCAAGGCGCAUACAGGAUCUACGGCAUACAAACUCUACGGAAACUUCGGAAAGCCGUAUGUGGCCGUCGCGGUGCUAUUUACCACUGACGACGCAGAUGCAUUAAAGGCCGAGGUUGAGAAGAACGCUCAGCAGUGGGACGAGGACGGAAACACAGGACUUAUGAAAGAGGUCCUUGCUUCUUAUCAGAAAUGGCGAAUUAUAGGCCUCGAACAAAUCUACUCGAAGGUCUCACUCACCGAGAUUCGCCAACAGACGAAGAGUGCGGAGACGGGUCAGAUAUUGGAAAGGGAAGAGGAGAUCGAAAUACUCAUACAGGACAUGAUAAUUUCGGGCAUGCUUAACGGUGUUAUCGAGAAGGAUGUCAAUGGAACGACAUCCCUCACCUUCCUACCAACAACUACCCAAUUAUCGGAACAAGAAUUUGCCAAGGAGCUCGCAGCAAUAGCCGCACAGAUAAAGCGGCUACACCCAAUCUUCAACACGACCAAGGAGCGCUUGGGUGCGAGUAACGAGUACAUCAAGCAUAUGAUCAAGGAGGAAAAGAGAAACGACAAGAACGACGCCGACCCGACCCUGGCCUUCGACACGCAAGUAGACGACGAAGAUCUGAUGGGAGGCGUUGUAGCUACCGGCUGAGGAGGCUCAGAGCCUCUCGCCGCUCGGCUAAUUUAGCCUUGAAAUACACACCAUCAGCUACAAAUCCCUACCCUUGGUCUCGAUUUCUCUUUAACGAAUCUUCCUGCUCGACCCGCUCAGAGAGAAUGCCGUAAAGAAAAAGUUCUUGCUACUAUACGCAUAUUCACAAGGGACGUCGUUUCAAGUGGGUGGGCAUCCAUCUGCAUAGAACAGAUAGAAUGAUGAUAUGCCCCCAUUACGAUGAGACGACAACAACGACACGAGCAAGCCUUAGGUAGAUACCCCGUCUACCACUAGUUUAGGGAGUAACCGGCCCAAGGAAGAUAGAUACCUAGAUAGAUACCUAAUCACGAGAAUUCUGAGAGUUAGCUAGUCUGGAUGUCUAGGUAAAGCUGCGGAGGAUAAUGAAUAAAACACAUUGAUAUCCA
This is a messenger RNA of Hypoxylon fragiforme, 2240 nucleotides long. RefSeq lists its product as uncharacterized. Gene Ontology annotation, cellular component: COP9 signalosome. Lineage: Eukaryota; Fungi; Ascomycota; Sordariomycetes; Xylariales; Hypoxylaceae. Bases 334 to 1812 code for a protein of 492 amino acids. The record is from RefSeq and is a predicted model, not a curated record. The transcript has 2 exons. Gene Ontology annotation, biological process: ubiquitin-dependent protein catabolic process.